This is a messenger RNA of Psammomys obesus (fat sand rat), 5085 nucleotides long. It is a transcript of the gene Lgr4, whose product is annotated as leucine rich repeat containing G protein-coupled receptor 4. Bases 500 to 3355 code for a protein of 951 amino acids. The record is from RefSeq and is a predicted model, not a curated record. Gene Ontology annotation, cellular component: membrane. Gene Ontology annotation, molecular function: G protein-coupled receptor activity; protein-hormone receptor activity; protein binding. Lineage: Eukaryota; Metazoa; Chordata; Mammalia; Rodentia; Muridae. The transcript is spliced from 18 exons. Gene Ontology annotation, biological process: G protein-coupled receptor signaling pathway.
AGGGAAAAGGACGCGCCGAGCGGGAGCCGCGGCUGGGAAGAGCGCGGACCGGCCGGGGUGUUUGGGAGAGCCGGGGCGGGGGCUGGGGGGGCGUCGGGCCGGCAUGGCUGGAGACUGCGCCCCGCAACCUUGAGGAGCCGCGCGGCUGGAGGAGGCCCGGGACGAGAAGGCGGCGGCGAUGGCAGCGCGCGGCCCCGGCAGCUGCUCAGGGCCGGGUCGGCUGGCCUGAGCCAGCGAGCCGCGGGGCUGCCGGCCGUGCUCGUCCCAUGGAGCAGCGGGAAGGGAGGAACUGCGGAGCGCCGCGUCCCAGCGCUGCGGCGGCGGCGGCGGCGGCGGACUGCUGAAGGAUAGGCGAGCGCACGCGGACCGCCGGGGGUCGGCGCCCGGGCCCCCCGAGCCCCGCAGGCCGGCUGCCCCCGGGGGUGGCGCGGGGACGGCGGAGGGCGAGCGAGAGGCGCCUCGGGAGAGGCGAGCGCGGGCGGCGGCCGCCGCUGCAGCUAUGCCGGGCCCGCUGCGGCUGCUCUGCUUCCUCGCCCUGGGGCUGCUCGGCUCGGCCGGGCCCAGCGGCGCGGCGCCUCCUCUCUGCGCUGCGCCCUGCAGCUGCGACGGCGACCGUCGGGUGGACUGCUCCGGGAAGGGGCUGACGGCCGUCCCGGAGGGGCUCAGCGCCUUCACCCAAGCGCUGGAUAUCAGUAUGAACAACAUCACCCAGUUACCAGAAGAUGCAUUUAAGAACUUUCCUUUUCUAGAGGAGCUACAACUGGCUGGCAACGACCUUUCUUUUAUCCACCCAAAAGCCUUGUCUGGCUUGAAAGAACUCAAAGUCCUAACUCUCCAGAAUAAUCAGUUGAAAACUGUACCCAGUGAAGCCAUUCACGGACUGAGUGCUUUGCAGUCUUUACGCUUGGAUGCCAACCAUAUUACCUCAGUCCCCGAGGACAGUUUUGAAGGGCUUGUUCAGUUACGGCAUCUGUGGCUGGAUGACAACAGCUUGUCUGAGGUGCCUGUGCGUCCCCUCAGCAACCUGCCAACCCUGCAGGCGCUGACCUUGGCUCUCAACAACAUCUCAAGCAUCCCGGACUUUGCCUUCACCAACCUUUCAAGCCUGGUUGUUCUGCAUCUUCAUAACAAUAAAAUUAAAACCCUCAGUCAGCACUGUUUUGAUGGACUAGAUAACCUGGAAACUUUGGACUUGAAUUAUAAUAACUUGGAUGAAUUUCCUCAGGCUAUUAAAGCCCUUCCCAGCCUAAAAGAGCUGGGAUUUCAUAGUAAUUCUAUUUCUGUUAUCCCUGAUGGAGCAUUUGGUGGUAAUCCACUCUUAAGAACUAUCCAUUUGUAUGAUAAUCCUCUAUCUUUUGUGGGGAACUCAGCAUUUCACAACCUGUCUGAUCUGCAUUCCUUAGUCAUUCGUGGUGCAAGCCUGGUGCAGUGGUUCCCCAAUCUGACCGGAACUGUCCAUCUGGAGAGUCUAACCUUGACAGGGACAAAGAUAAGCAGCAUACCUGAUGAUCUGUGCCAAAACCAAAAGAUGCUGAGGACUCUGGACUUAUCUUACAACAAUAUAAGAGACCUUCCAAGUUUCAAUGGUUGUCAUGCUUUGGAAGAAAUUUCAUUGCAGCGUAAUCAAAUCUAUAUAAUAAAGGAAAAUACUUUUCAAGGCCUAGCAUCCUUAAGGAUCCUAGAUCUGAGUAGAAACCUGAUCCAUGAAAUUCACAGUGGAGCUUUUGCGAAACUUGGGACAAUUACUAACCUGGAUAUAAGUUUCAAUGAAUUGACUUCUCUUCCUACGGAAGGCCUGAAUGGGCUCAAUCAACUAAAACUCGUGGGCAACUUCAAGCUGAAAGAUGCCUUAGCAGCCAGAGACUUUGCUAAUCUCAGGUCUCUGUCAGUACCAUAUGCUUAUCAGUGUUGUGCAUUUUGGGGGUGUGACUCUUAUGCACAUUUAAACACAGAAGAUAGCAGCCUCCAAGACCGUGGUGUGACAAAGGAGAAAGGUGCCACUGGUGCAGCGAAUGUCACCAGUGCUGCUGAAGAUGAAGAGCAUAGCCAGAUAAUUACCCACUGUACGCCUUCAACAGGUGCUUUUAAGCCCUGUGAAUAUUUACUGGGAAGCUGGAUGAUUCGCCUUACAGUGUGGUUCAUUUUCCUGGUCGCCUUGCUUUUCAACCUACUUGUCAUUUUAACUGUGUUUGCAUCUUGUUCAUCACUGCCUGCCUCCAAACUCUUCAUAGGCUUGAUUUCUGUGUCUAACUUACUCAUGUGCAUCUACACCGGCAUCCUCACUUUUCUUGAUGCUGUGUCCUGGGGCCGAUUUGCCGAAUUUGGCAUUUGGUGGGAGACUGGCAGUGGCUGCAAGGUAGCCGGGUCUCUGGCAGUCUUCUCCUCAGAGAGCGCCGUGUUCCUGUUGACGCUGGCAGCUGUGGAAAGAAGCACAUCUGCAAAGGAGAUAAUGAAAAAUGGGAAGAGCAGUCACCUUAGACAGUUCCAGGUUGCUGCCCUCGUAGCUUUGCUGGGUGCUGCAGUAGCAGGCUGCUUUCCCCUUUUCCACAGAGGGGAAUAUUCUGCAUCUCCCUUGUGCUUGCCCUUCCCUACAGGAGAAACACCAGCAUUAGGAUUUACCGUGACCUUAGUGCUAUUAAACUCACUAGCAUUUUUAUUAAUGGCCAUUAUCUACACUAAACUGUACUGCAACUUAGAGAAAGAAGACCUGUCGGAAAACUCCCAGUCUAGCAUGAUUAAGCAUGUCGCUUGGCUGAUCUUCACCAACUGCAUCUUUUUCUGCCCUGUUGCAUUUUUCUCAUUUGCACCGUUGAUCACGGCAAUCUCCAUCAGCCCCGAGAUAAUGAAGUCUGUUACACUGAUAUUCUUCCCGUUGCCUUCUUGCCUGAAUCCGGUCCUGUAUGUUUUCUUCAACCCAAAGUUUAAAGAAGACUGGAAGCUAUUGAAGCGGCGUGUUACCAGGAAACACGGAUCUGUUUCCGUGUCCAUCAGCAGCCAGAGUGGCUGUGGGGAACAGGAUUUCUACUAUGACUGUGGCAUGUAUUCCCAUUUGCAGGGCAACCUCACAGUGUGUGACUGCUGUGAGUCAUUUCUUCUGACAAAACCAGUAUCGUGCAAACACUUAAUAAAAUCACACAGUUGUCCUGUGUUGACAGUGGCCUCUUGCCAAAGACCAGAGGUCUACUGGUCUGAUUGUGGCACACAGUCGGCCCACUCUGACUAUGCGGAUGAAGAAGACUCCUUUGUCUCAGACAGCUCUGACCAGGUGCAGGCCUGCGGACGAGCCUGCUUCUACCAGAGUCGAGGGUUCCCGCUGGUGCGCUAUGCUUAUAAUCUACCAAGAGUCAGAGACUGAACUACAGUGUCUCUAACUGUUUUCCCCGUCGACCAAAUCACAGGGCUCAUGCAGUGAGCUGGCUGUCUUUCGACCUCUCAUAUGAGAAGCACUUCUGUGAUCACUGCCUGGUAUCAUACAGAAGAGGAAGAAGGCAGAACUUUGUUUCUCAAGCCAGACAUUUGUGAAGAAUGGGUGCCUCAAUUAAAAAUUGUUGGAAAAAAAUGCAAUGUCCCAGCAAUGUGUGCUCUAUUUGAAAUAAAUGCAACUUAGAAACGUUUUGAUGUAUGGCAUAGCAAUAUACAAUUAAGAGUUGUUGUUUUUUUUUUUUCCUAAUCCAUCAGGUGCAAAGUUCAAACUAUUUCUGAAUCAAGCACAAAAUAAAGGACAGCUGUUAAUAUUUUUAAGUGAAAAUGUGAAUUUAUAAAACUAAGUAAAAGUCUUGCUAAUUUUACCUAAUGUUUCAUCGUUAAUCUCAGGAUGACUCACUGCAGGGCCAAAAAGGGAUUGUCUCCCAGCUAGAGCUAUGUGAGUUCAAACAGGCAUUACCUUCAUGUGUUUGCUGUGUCCAUAAAUCAAAGGUUUUCUUCAAAUGACUUAAAAAUCUAAAACCUGAAGAUGUUUUGAGAACAAUAUUAACAGCUGUUAGAUUUUUUUUAAGAAAAUAGCAGAACAUUUGUUUUUGUUCAUUAUAUAUUGCUUUGGGUGAAAUCAGUGAUUUUUCCACUUCAGUGUUUUACACUCACAGUACUAGGACAAAGCAAAAGGCUAAUUGCUAUGUGGGCUUAGCAAAGGUGACUAAAUCACUAAGUAAUAUUGAGAUUUUAAUAAUAUCUAAGGGGUUUGAUGGCUCUUGUAAUGUUCCCAUUAAUUGACACUUCCUAAUGUCAUUGGUUGCACUGACAUUUCCAAUUUUAGUGACAUGGUAUCUACAGUUUUGAUUAUAUAGGAAGUAAACUCAAGUAAUUUUAUGUAAUUGUAAGAAAUUUGUAAUCAUGACACAAAGCACUUAAUUUUUUUUUUUUUUUCUUAGUGAGCUGGAGUCUCUUGUACUGUUAUAUGAAAACUUCAAUAUAUUUUUCCCAUCCUGGAAUUAAGAAAAAAGUCAGUAGCUCAGAUGCUGUGUGCUUUGGUUAAAAAAGACACAUAUUAUGAGUGGGGGAAUCAAAGCUUGUCCUAUGUCUUUUAAUUUUUUUUUUUCAGAUUACUUGAUUCUUACCUAUAGGCUUCUGUUGUGUUCCUGUAACGAGACUUAAUGCUGUUAAGUCAGUAGCAAACCCACUGCCAUCUUAGUUAUGCUGGAUUGCAGUUUGAUGAUUAAACUGUACAUACUGUGCAUAUGAUGAAUUUCUAUCUCAUGUAAAUUAUUUUUAGGACACAAGUUGGGAAAUGUGGCUUCUGUUCAUUUCGUUUAAUUAAAGCUACCUCCUAAACUAUAGUGGCUGCCAGUAGCAGAAUGUUAAAUUGUGGUUUAUAUACAUGUUUUUGUUUUUGAUUUUGUUUUUUUUUUUCCUUGCAUUGUAAAUAGUCUUGGUUGUACAUUGUCAGUGAAAUAAGAACAGAAUCUUUGUAUAUCAAAAUCAUGUAGUUUGUAUAAAAUAUGGGAGGGAUUUAUUUACUGUGUGUUGUAAUUUUGUAAGGUCAUCUAUUUACAACUUAAAUAUAAUGUUUGUAUAUUUACACAUCUGAUAAAUAUUAAAUCAUAACUUGGUAAGAAAAUUCCAAUUAAAGGCUUUCUUCCUAAAAUUCAA